UCGCAAGACCCGGGAGGUGCAGUUGCCCCCGCCGUGUCCCGGCUGCUCCCGCGCCUGCGAGCCGCGGCGCGGCGGGUCCCGGCAGGGGAGCUGCGCGCCUACACCCCUCGGCACCCCCAGGACGCGGCCUCGGACAGGUGAAUGGAAGCCAUCUUUGUCAUCUAGAAAAGAUUUUGUGAGCCAUUGAGGCGGUUUUCCGAAGAGAGGCACUCUCCCAUGGAGUGACUCCCAGGGCUUCAUGCAGUCAUGGAUACAGAUAAACCAUCUGUCUGGGGCUCUUUGAAACAACGCACCAGGCCUUUGUUAAUCAACCUGAGCAAGAGGAAGGUGAAAAAGAAUGCAAGCAAGCCCCUAGACCUAAGGGCAAGGCGUCCCCUAGACCGCCGCCUCAGCCUUUCUGUGCCUGACCUCCUGGAGGCCGAGGCCUUGGCUCCAGAGGGACGACCAUACUCUGGGCCACAGUCAUCCUAUACCUCAGUGCCCAGCAGCCUGUCCACUGCGGGGAUCGUCCCCAAGAGCAGCAGUAGCUCCCUGAAACAGUCUGAAGAAGAAUUGGAUUGGAGCCAGGAGGAAGCGGGCCACCUCCAUGUGGGAGAAACAGACUCAGAGGAGGCCUACGCCUCUCCCGCCGAGGACCGGAGGCCUUCCAGCAAUGACAUCUUGGAUCUGCUCCAGAAAUCUCCCCUAGAAGAGGAUGCAUUGGAAGAGCAGGAGAAGCUGUGUGGAAGUGGGGAUCUGAAUGCUUCUCUGACAUCCCAGCAGUUUGAAGAACGAUCUAUGUUUGGGGAAGCUGGCGAUGGCCUAAGUAACCUGCCCAGUCCUUUUGCCUACCUCCUCACCAUCCACCUGAAGGAAGGCCGGAACCUGGUCAUCCGGGAUCGCUGUGGCACAAGCGAUCCCUAUGUGAAAUUUAAGCUGAAUGGGAAGACGCUGUACAAAAGUAAAGUCAUAUAUAAGAACUUGAAUCCAGUAUGGGAUGAGAUAGUUGUACUUCCCAUUCAAAGCCUUGAUCAAAAGCUCCGUGUGAAGGUAUAUGAUCGGGAUUUAACUACAUCUGAUUUCAUGGGUUCUGCAUUUGUUAUUCUCAGAGAUCUUGAGCUUAACAGGACGACGGAGCAUAUUUUAAAAUUGGAAGACCCCAACAGUUUAGAAGAGGACAUGGGGGUGAUUGUGUUAAAUUUGAACCUAGUAGUAAAACAGGGCGAUUUCAAGAGACAUCGUUGGUCAAAUCGGAAGCGGCUGAGUGCCAACAAGUCCUCUUUGAUACGCAGCCUGCGACUCGCAGAGUCCUUGAAAAAGAACCAACUCUGGAACGGGAUUAUAAGUAUAACCUUGUUGGAAGGGAAGAAUGUAUCAGGAGGCAAUGUGGCAGAGAUGUUUGUCCAGUUAAAACUGGGAGACCAGAGGUAUAAAAGUAAGACACUGUGUAAGAGUGCAAAUCCGCAGUGGCGGGAACAGUUUGACUUUCACUACUUCUCUGACAGGAUGGGCAUUUUGGACAUUGAAGUGUGGGGAAAGGACAGCAGAAAGCACGAGGAGCGUCUGGGCACGUGUAAAGUGGAUAUCGCGGCACUGCCGCUCAAGCAAGCCAACUGCUUGGAGCUGCCCUUGGAGAGCUGUCUGGGGGCCCUCCUGAUGUUGAUCACGCUCACUCCCUGUACUGGAGUCUCUGUCUCUGAUCUGUGCGUGUGCCCCUUGGCAGACCCCAGCGAAAGAAAGCAGAUCGCCCGGCGAUAUGGCUUACAGAAUUCCCUGAAAGAUAUGAAGGAUGUCGGCCUUUUACAAGUGAAGGUCUUAAAGGCAGUAGAUCUUUUAGCGGCAGAUUUCUCAGGGAAGAGUGAUCCUUUCUGCUUGUUGGAGUUAGGCAAUGACCGACUUCAGACACACACCAUUUACAAAAACCUCAACCCCGAGUGGAACAAAGUUUUUACCUUUCCUAUUAAAGAUAUCCAUGAUGUUUUGGAAGUGACAGUGUUUGAUGAAGAUGGAGAUAAACCUCCUGAUUUUCUUGGAAAAGUUGCCAUUCCCUUGCUGUCCAUUCAAGACGGACAACCAAAUUGCUACAUAUUGAAGAAUAAAGACUUAGAACAAGCUUUUAAAGGAGCUAUUUACUUGGAGAUGGACCUCAUAUAUAACCCGGUCAAAGCCAGUCUUCGGACCUUUACUCCCAGAGAAAAGCGCUUUGUGGAAGACAGCCGCAAGCUGUCCAAGAAGAUCUUAUCAAGAGAUGUAGACCGUGUGAAAAGAAUCACCAUGGCAAUGUGGAAUACAAUACAAUUCCUUAAAAGCUGUUUCCAGUGGGAAUCCACGUUACGAAGUGCAGUAGCAUUCGUGGUAUUUUUGGUCACGGUCUGGAAUUUCGAACUGUACAUGGUCCCCUUGGCCUUGUUACUCCUCUUCAUCUACAACUUCAUCAUCCUCACAAAAGGGAAGACCAACAGCAUCCAGGACGGCCAGGAGAGCACAGACGUAGACGAAGAGGAGUGUGACGAUGACAAGGAAUCCGAGAAAAAGGGGUUAAUUGAAAGAAUCUAUAUGGUACAGGAUAUCGUUUCAACUGUUCAAAACAUCUUGGAGGAAAUAGCUUCUUUUGGAGAAAGAAUUAAAAACACAUUUAACUGGACGGUCCCCUUCCUUUCCUUCCUGGCCUGUCUGAUCCUGGCAGUGGCCACUGUCACUUUGUAUUUUAUUCCACUCCGGUACAUCGUUUUAAUCUGGGGCAUAAAUAAAUUUACUAAGAAGCUUCGAAAUCCCUAUGCCAUCGACAAUAACGAGCUGUUAGACUUCCUCUCCAGGGUACCGUCUGAUGUUCAAAAGGUGCAGUACGCCGAACUGAGACCCUGUAGCAGCCAGAGUCCCCUUCGGAAGAAGCGCAGCGCCGUCUAGGACGCGCGCCAACAUUGGACACCAGCCCUCGAUUCCCCAUCGGGUUGAUUACACCAAGGCUAUCUCUGUUUCACCCGCGGUCCCCAUGAUGUCAUUUGGAAACGCGUGCUGUGUGGAGCCCUCCCUGGAUUCUCCCCGCUCCCCCACGUGCACCGAUGGGCAGCCUUGUGUGCACGUCCACGUGCAUGGGUGUACCAGUUGCCCAGCAGGUUGGCCCCUCCAAUGGAAAAAAGAUCCAAAGACUGCGAAAGACCGAUGCCCCUUCUCCAACAGAAGGGAAAGCAGGACUGCCAGGGGGCUGAAUGGCUUCUUCGAGAACAGCCGGGAUACCACCUGGAUUCCAGAGGGGUUUUGAACUUGUUAUCGGAUGCCCUCGAGAUUGUCCGGAAGAUCCAGUCAUGUCUACUCCCAUCUGCGCACUCCUUGCAGAUUAUUGUUCAUCGGAGUGCGUCGGUUUCUCUGAAUAGCCAUCAUCUCCCGAAAAAGUAUAUAUUAUAAGUAGAUUUUUUUUUUUAUAAUGACCAGGAUUAGAUCAAGUCUUUGGGAUUCUUUCAGCCGUGAUUAGUGAAGACAGAUAUGGAAGACUGUAGUCAACACCUCUGCGCUGGAUGCCAGCGUGUUUCACCGUCCAUUGCUGGCAAUGGAAGGCCCCGUUAGGUCCGAAAGGACCACUCGUCCACGAAGUCAAGCCUUCACGAGAGUGUUUGUUGCCUUAAAAACGCCAUUUCUUCUGACUUGACUUUGCAUCUUUCCAAAAUAAAAUGUCAAUAUUAUAGCUUCAGAAAGCAGGGGAUGGAUAAAUGAAUUCUGAAAGUAUUUAGAAAGGUAAAGGCUGGGGAGCAAGGGACUAAUUACUAAUCAAGCUGCUCACCUGAUAGUCGUAAUCACUUCAUUUGUCCGUGUUUUUGAGCAGAAAGUAAAAAUAAGUUAGCAGUCCGAAAUGGUCUUUUGUUCCUGAGCAAAAUAAGCUACACGCAAUCCAUCUUUAUCUCAGAACCCCAUUCCUAGAGAAGCACCAUCCCCAAAUCCUGAAGUGUAUCUGAUGCCUAAGCCCCCAUUUGACAGUACCCCCUCAAGUAAAAACCCCGAUUUUCUGCAUAUAUCAAUGAAUGCCAAUAUCUUUACGUUCAAAUGAUAUUUAAGUUGUAAAGACUGUAUUUUGUUGACACAUUGUGCAGUUUUAUAUAUAUUAUAUAUGUAUACGUAUUGUAAAGAAAAAUCGAGGGGAAAAGGACCGGAUUUAAUAGUGAGUUUUGUUAUUUUUUUUUCCCCUCUCUGGGUUGUAAUUUAAUAAUCUUCAAACAAAAUGUUUAUGAAAAAUGCCAAAGAUUCUAAACCUUAUCAUCCCGUGUCUGUUUUUCUUCAUAUUAUAUCUUCCUGGGUUUCUUUCUGGCUGAGCCAGAUUUCUGCAUGAUUUGAUUUGCUUCAAGUUAAUGAAGCUGGCUGGAAAAGAGCCUUGCAGAAAUUGUAAAAGCUCCAGUAAAUCUCUUAGUUGUACAUACAAUAGAUAUCCAAGAACCUCUUUUGUGAAACCAGUUACUCAAUCUUCUGUGUAAACAAUGCCUCAUUGUCUCGCUCCCAACUAUCAUGUAGUUUAUCACAGUCUGUCAUUUUGUAACGACCUCAGUCAGACAUUUUUAAACAGACAUGUGAGAUCUGAUCAGUCAUUUGAAUGAAAACUUUCAGCAAGCAAAAUAACCCCUUAUUUAUUUAAAACUAGAACCGAUACUUUAUCGUUGUUCAUUUUGCUAUAUCCGGUUUCAAAAUGACGUAAUUUAUCCCACAAGAAGCCAUCAGUAGGUACCCUUCUCCUCUCUGUAGCCCAACAGGAAUUCUGAGCAUUAAGUUUAGGACACAGAUGGCAGCUGGAAUUCGGGACCGAAUCAACCUUUAAUAAAUUGUAAAUGGAAAACAAUUGUUAAUUGAUUGAGGAGACUUUGAAGGUUCAAAAUGUUAGCAGUGAGGGGAAUGUGAGGAUGUGUAUAAAUAACCAAACUCAGAAGAAAGAUUCCAGAAUGCUUUAGAUAAAAUGUAUGGAUUGUGGAUUCACAGUAUGAUCAUUAAAGAGAAUUUAGUAGGAA
Molecule: messenger RNA, 4967 nt
Organism: Suricata suricatta (meerkat)
Lineage: Eukaryota; Metazoa; Chordata; Mammalia; Carnivora; Herpestidae
Gene: MCTP2
Product: multiple C2 and transmembrane domain containing 2
Exons: 24
Coding region: 247-2886 (879 amino acids)
Biological process (GO): regulation of neurotransmitter secretion
Cellular component (GO): synaptic vesicle membrane
Molecular function (GO): calcium ion binding
Source: RefSeq, a predicted model, not a curated record